Penaeus indicus is the source of this 644-nucleotide messenger RNA. Its product is annotated as flexible cuticle protein 12-like. The coding region runs from base 101 to 466 and encodes 121 amino acids. Gene Ontology annotation, cellular component: chitin-based extracellular matrix. Gene Ontology annotation, molecular function: structural constituent of chitin-based larval cuticle. NCBI's taxonomy places the organism in Eukaryota, Metazoa, Arthropoda, Malacostraca, Decapoda, Penaeidae. The record is from RefSeq and is a predicted model, not a curated record. The transcript is spliced from 3 exons.
CUCGAACAGCAGUAACCGAGCCGCUCGUUGCCUCGUUCGUCUGUGCGGAUAACGUUGCCAUAAUUCUUUUGCCUACCGAUCGAGAGGGACUGCGAGCAACAUGAAUUUUGCCGGAAUCGCCUUUAGCGCCGUCGUGGUGGUCGUUGGACUCCUCGCAGCAGGGACCGAGGCUUUCCCCCUCACCCCCUACGCCCCCAGAGUCGUGAUCCCGAUCCUGAAGGACGACCGCUCGCAGGACGCCUACGGGGGGUACUCCUUCUCCUACGGGACCGGCAACGGAAUCUACCGGGACGAGGUCGGCCGACAGAACUACGGCCAGGUCUCGCAGGGAGGGUGGAGCUACACCUCCCCCGAGGGCGUCCCGGUGCAGAUCACCUUCGUGGCCGACCAGGGGGGGUACCAGCCCUCCGGCAACGUGCUCCCCGUGGCCCCCGCCCUCCCCUACUCCAGGAGGCAAGUCUACUGAAGAAAACAAAGGGAAAUGGAGAGAAAGGAGGAGAAAAGACAUAGAAUUAAGAGAGAAGAAAAGGAAAAGUAUUGAUGAAAUAGUGGAAAAGAAGGAAAGACGCAGAGAAGGCAAUCAUGAAGGAAAAAUAUGAGAGAGGAAAAGUUUCGAAUUACUUUUUUCUCGACUCCUUCGUCAU